CAACGACUACUUCCUUUUAAAAGCUCAACCGAAACAAAAAGAAAACGUCUCCAAGGUUUGUUUACUGUGUUAACAGUCGCCAUUACCGGUAUCGCGCACGGAAAAACCAUUUAGUUUUUCUUUUCAUGCAAAACGAAAGUGUGGCAGAGCACAACUGGCGACCAGUGUCGGGAUCGUUGGUCGUUGGAACUUGGAUAAAAAGUUGGAUUACUUUCGUCUGGGAUCUGCAAGGAUAUCUUGACUCCAUGGUCCAGACUGUCCAACAGUGCAGUUUUUGAUAACACAGAGAUGAGUGCGCAAGUGGACCUGGAAAGCUUGGGAAUCAAUACGGAGCCCGAAUGGUGGGAGACCGUUCUGAAGUACGGAAUGAUAUUCGCUGCAAUCUUCCAGAUAGCAUGCAUUGCGUACGCCGUUUUUGGUCGCGAAAAAGACAGUGAUACCAGUCACCACCGAGCGUACAACAUUAAUGGAACACAGCGUCUGCAAAAAAAUAGCAAAGCAGUCCAAGAGUCGAGUAAUGCAGGCAGUAGGAAGCGGCCAAAACAGGAUAAAAGCGGCAUUAGCCAUUGGGGUUGACUUUAGCCACCUGGUCAGUGUUUGUUUGUGUAAGGUCGAAAUCCGUUCAAGUUUCUUCAUAUCGCCGUUUUUUAUUACCGGACUUCGGCUCCUACCGUGUGGCAAACUUAAUUCCCCCUUGUCCUUUGGAACGGACGCAAAGGUUGGUCUCGUGAGCAGAAAGCAAUGCAACUACA
Molecule: messenger RNA, 752 nt
Organism: Paramacrobiotus metropolitanus
Lineage: Eukaryota; Metazoa; Tardigrada; Eutardigrada; Parachela; Macrobiotidae
Exons: 4
Coding region: 289-576 (95 amino acids)
Cellular component (GO): membrane
Source: RefSeq, a predicted model, not a curated record